AUGCGCUCUAUCGGAGAGGGCUCCGGCCCUCGCCAUUCACCUGCCCAAUAUCGACCUCCCCAGCGUCCAACCCGUCUGGAUCCAGAGCCUGCUGCAUCGCCCGAGUACCGACUUCUGGAAUCAGAGCACCAAAGCCACUGGGUGAGAAACGAACGCCUCGACGCCCGUCGUCUGGACAGGCCGCUACGGUACAGGUCCUCAAACCUCACAGGGACUGGUGACCACCUUGGUGCUUCAGUUCCCUAUAUUUCGGACAGUAGACGGCAUCUGAGCAGCGAACCAGGACUCGAUAGACCAGAAGACGAGACUCAGACUGGGGUGAGCGAGGCGUGGAUGUCCCGGCUUGCAAUCGAUGUCGAAGAGCUUGCCAGGGCGAUUGAAUGCCCCCGGGAGUCUGAGCAUGAGCAGGGGGGCAAUAUUGCAGCAAUAGUGAUACUCCGGACGCCCAACUUUCAGACGCGGACCCAAACUCAGGACCAGAAUCAGGACCAGGAGCAGAACCAGGGCCACGGCGGAUGGACAGCAAGGCCACCUCUCGCUGCAACUUGGUAUCAGCCUUCGACGGGUCAGAGCUUCACUGCUUCGCCUGAAACUUCAGUUGAGUCUGAAUCUGGCUGGGAUUUCUGGGAUGAGCUACACCAGCUGGGAUGA
Aspergillus nidulans FGSC A4 is the source of this 651-nucleotide messenger RNA. RefSeq lists its product as uncharacterized. NCBI's taxonomy places the organism in Eukaryota, Fungi, Ascomycota, Eurotiomycetes, Eurotiales, Aspergillaceae. The transcript has a single exon. The record is from RefSeq and is a predicted model, not a curated record. Bases 1 to 651 code for a protein of 216 amino acids.